Lactuca saligna is the source of this 1344-nucleotide messenger RNA. Lineage: Eukaryota; Viridiplantae; Streptophyta; Magnoliopsida; Asterales; Asteraceae. The record is from the annotation of a GenBank genome assembly.
AUGGGCGCACCAGCUGGGAGGGUUACUGCUCUUGUCCGGAAAAGGAGAAGUAUGCGUGUGGUGCCGUCGUCGGAUGAGGAGAUAGAAUCUGAUGAUGUGGGUCUUUUUCCUCACAAAGUGCACACGAAUGUAUCUAUGCACAUGCUUCUUGGAAACAUUAGGGAUGUUCUAGGCAACAAGUUCUCGGCGUCUGUGCAGAAAACUAAAGUGGUGAUCCCGGAUUCUACGACGUCACCUCCUCUAUCAUUUGUUACAGCCUCCCCGAUUGAUCUUAGUUCUGACUCCUCAUUUGGGAGUGCACUGGGUUCACCCAGGGGUUCCAUUCAGUCAACGAAGCCUUUAGCGGAGGGAAGAAUAGGAACUGCUCCUAGCUCCUCAUGUUCCAAAGCUUAUGCCCCAGGUUGGGCAAUUACUGGACAUUCUUUACUGUCGAAUGAUAUCAAUACCCAGGAAUGGAGUGUUUAUGCUCAUUUCCCAGCUACGAUGAGAUUUCUUGUGGGAAAAUCCAGGUUUCAAGUUGUUGGUGACCUUUGUUAUGCUACGGCCCAGGCUUCUUCUCUUAUGGUUGCAGCCAUCGAACGGAGAAAGGUGGUAUGUGUGAUCGACAAAGUCAUUGAGAGCACUAAAUUCACCAAAGGGGUCCAGGAUGUUUGUGAGGCUUGUGAAGCACUUGGGAUCGAGAAGGGGAGUCAACUGAGUGAGUGCUCCAUGUAUUCCAGUAAAUCUAAAGUUCUAGGUCCUGGUCAAGUGGCGAGCAGAGCCAACCAACUCAACAUUUCCCUUACGUCUUUUGUCAAGACAGAUUUUGCUGGCCUCUUCCAUUUAGGGGAGUUUGAUUAUGAUGGCUUCCGCCAGUUUUGUGGCAAACGGAGCCCGGGAGAUAAGAAUAAUAAGAGAUUCAACGAUGGGAAUCAUAGUCACAGGGAUCGCUCUAUCAGCCACGAUCCAUGUUCUGAACGUUUCGUUCCCAAUCAUGUGGCUGCACUCACUGGUUACUUUCAUUCUAUAGCUUGUGCAGCACAUGCUAUGGGUGUAGAUGAUAGCUUGCAAACAUAUCAUCAUGAGCUAUCAGAAGUGUAUGAGUGUUGCAUGGAAUAUAAGAGAAAUGGAAAAGACGCUAGGCUUACUCGGUCAGUUUCUCCAGAAUUAGUAGAGUGCCGUGACUUAGAGCUUGUUGUUCCUGGAACUUAUUGUGCAGGAUCAUCAACCACAGAAACAAAAGAUUCAGAAACUUUUGCUAUUAGAGACAUUGGCCAGACACUGUCCUACAAAUUCAAAAGGAAGAUGGCACAGGCAAUGAAUAUCCUUUGGGAGCUGCCCUUCAGGCCACCAAAAAUACUUUGA